CAAUGAAGGACUCCAGCCAUCCCUGCCAGCCCAUCCUGAUGGCAUGAUGGCACUGCACAGCGGGUCCCACACAGGCUGAAGCAGCCUUGUUCCAGAGCAGGGACAGCUGCCUGGCUGUGACCCUGGUGGGACAGUGGUUCUUCUGGUGGGUACAUGGAUGUCCUUGUGGGGAUACGCCUCUCCUGGUGAGGACACCAAUCUCCUGGUAGGGACGCGGCUCUCCUGGUGGGGACAUGGCUCAAUUGGUGAGGAUGAUACUCUCCUGGUGAGGACAUUGCUCUUCUGGUGGGGACACUGCUUUCCUGGCACAGGGCCACGUGUUAGCCGGGUGUGGGGGCUCUCCCCAUGGGGUUGCGUGGCAGCAGGAACUGCGUCCCAAGCAGAGACGGCCCCCAGGGCACUGCUGGGGAGCUGCUGCUCCGGGCCCUGGAAGACCUCUCCGAGCUGGACUUUAAAAAAUUUCGGGAUGCGCUGGCACAUGGAGACCUGCGGGGCAGGACCUGCAUUCCCUGGGGGCGGCUGGAGAAGGCCGACUGGAUGGAUACAAAGAACCUCAUGUUGGAUUUCUACGGCGGGGAGGACGCCCUGGAUGUGGCGAUAGCUGUCUUUGAGCGCAUCCAGCUCCGCAACGCUGCCGCCCUGCUCCGGGAAAGCAGAGAGAAAGCCCUGGGGCCUGCUCCUCUGUGGGGUUCAUCGUCAUCAGAUUACCAGAGGAAUUACAAAAAAGCCAUACGCCAGGCAUACAGCCGCAUGAAGGACCAAAAUGCCCGGAUGGGUGAUGAUGUAAGCCUGAAUGCCAGGUACUCAAAGCUGGUGAUCGUCAACAAGCACCGCGACGAAGAGCAACGGGAGCACGAGAUCAUGGCCAUGGGACGGAGGCAUGCAGAGAUCAUGAAGGAGCAAGCCAGUUCCUCCAUCGCUGUCAGCGACCUCUUCAAGCCUGGCCCCGAUGGCUGGACCCCCAAGGUGGUCGUGCUCCUGGGAGCCGCAGGUGUGGGCAAGACGAUGACAGCCAGGAAGAUCAUGCUGGACUGGGCAUCCAACAAGAUGUUUGUGGAGUUUGACUAUGUCUUCUACAUCCACUGCCGGGAGGGCAAUCUCCUCACCAGCCCAGCCAGUGUGGCCAACCUCAUCACCCAGUGCUAUCCUGGCAGCUCUCCACCACUUGACGAGAUGCUGAGGCAGCCGGAGAGGCUCCUCUUUGUGAUUGAUGGCUUUGACGAGUUCCGCUUUUCCUUUGACCUGCCCCAGUCUGAGCUGUGCUUCAAGCCCCGAGAGGAGAGGCCAGUGGAAAUCAUCCUGAGCAGCCUUUUCCGCAGGAUGCUCCUGCCCGAAUGCUCCCUGCUCAUCACCACGAGGCCAGCUGCCCUGCAGAAACUGGGCAAGUGCCUGGAGUGUGAGCGCUAUGCCGAAAUCCUGGGGUUUUCGGAGGCGGAGAGGAAGGAGUAUUUCCACAAGUUUUUUGAUAAUGCGGAGCAGGCAGCUGCCGCCUUCCAGUUUGUCAGAGGGAACGAGACACUCUUCACCAUGUGCCUGGUGCCCAUCGUGUGCUGGAUCGUCUGCACUGUCAUGAAGCAGCAGCUCGGCCGCACCGGGGGUCUCGCCCAAAGCCUGAAGACAACGACAAGGAUCUACAUCCUUUACCUUUCUGCCCUGCUCCGGUCUCUGAGCAGCCAGCUGAAGCAAGGCAUGCCCAGGGUGCUCAGAAAGCUGUGCUGCCUGGCAGCUGAUGGCAUCUGGAAGCAGAAGGUCCUCUUCGAGGAGAAGGAGGUGCAGGGCUAUGCACUGGACCAGCUAGAAGCCCUCCCGCUCCUCCUCAACGAGCACCUCUUCCAGAAGGACAUCUCCUGCGUCAGCACCUACAGCUUCAUCCACCUCAGCUUCCAGGAGUUUUUUGCGGCGCUGUUCUACCUGCUAGAAGAUAAAGGGGAGGCACAGGACCUCCCCGCUGGUCCCAGCAGGGACGUGAAGGAACUGCUGGAGAGCUACGGCAACUCCAGGAACUACUUCAUGCUAACUGUGCGGUUCCUCUUCGGGCUCUUAAAUGAGGAACACAGGAGGGAGCUGGAGGAGGAGCUGGGGUGUAAAAUCGCACCCAGGAUUACACAGGAAUUACUGGCAUGGCUUCAAAACAGCCAGAAAACAGCCCUAGCUCUUCUGAUGCAGGAGACGGCGGUGAUCCGUGAGCUGGAGGUCUGCCACUGUCUGUACGAGCUCCAGGACAAGCGUUUUGUGGCGGCUGCCUUGGAUCCUUUCACGGGCGUGUACCUACGAGGGCUCAACCUUAACCGCUUUGAUCAGCUGGUCCUUUCCUUCAGCAUAAAACACUUCCCCAAGCUGGAGUCACUUGAUCUGGGGCACUGCUCCUUUCUGUGGGAUGACCCCGAGGACUCUGCGGGCCCGCAGCCGGCCAAGCAGGCAUGUCGGGAAAAACAGCGAGAGGAGGGGAAGCAGUCACCCAUCCACCUGCUUUGUCAAGCAUUGGAAAAAUCAGGCUGUAAAUUAAAGAUGUUAAGGUUUGAUCGGUGUCAGCUCACAAGCGCCUGCUGCGCGGCUCUGGCCUCCGUUCUCAGCGUAAAUCCCACCCUGACGGAGCUGGACCUGGCUGGGAACGAAGACCUGAGGGACAGUGGCGUGAAGCUGCUGUGUGAGGGGCUGAGACGCGGCACCUGCCAGCUGCAGACAAUGCGGUUGGGCUGCUGCAACCUCACGGCCACCGGCUGCAAGGACCUUGCCGCGGUGCUGGGCACCAUGCCCAGCCUGGCGCAGCUGGACCUGAGCGACAAUCCCUUGGAGGACAGCGGCAUGCGGGAGCUGUGCGGGGCACUAGCAGGACCUGGCUGCAGCAUGCAAAAGCUCUGGCUGUGGCAGUGUCGGCUGACGGAGGCGAGCUGCGGAGCUCUCGCUGCGGUGCUCGCCGCCAGCCCCAGCCUGACGGAGCUGCACCUGGGGGACAACGAGCUGGGGGACGGAGGUGUGCGGCGGCUGUGCGAGGGCCUGCGGGAUCCUGCCUGCCGGCUGCGGAUGCUGAGGCUGUGGCAGUGUCGGCUGACGGAGGCGAGCUGCGGGGCUCUUGCUGCGGUGCUCGCCGCCAGCCCCAGCCUGACGGAGCUGCACCUGGGGGACAACGAGCUGGGGGACGGAGGUGUGCGGCGGCUGUGCGAGGGCCUGCGGGAUCCUGCCUGCCGGCUGCAGAUGCUGAGUCUGUGGCAGUGCCGACUCAGCAGCGCCUGCUGCGAGGACCUCUGCACCGUGCUCAGCACCAGCCGGAGCUUGGAGCAUCUGGACCUGAGUGAGAACGAUCUGGGAGAUGGCUGUGUGCAGCUGCUGUGCGAGACGCUCAGGCAUCCCACCAGCUUCUUGCAGAGGCUUUGGCUGAAGAAAUCUGGAUUAAACGAAGAGACGUUACAGAAGCUGGCUGCUCUCAAAGAUGUAAACCCCAGCCUGAAUAUACAAUACGUCUGACAAGCAGGACUUGUUCCAGCGAGGGGCUCUGGCCUGGCAGCUCACUGACAGAGCUUGCACAUGCGUUAGGAGGGGAUGAGAGGUCUGGGAGACGUUUCCUCUGUUUGAGAGGUCCUUUUAGUGCUGAAAGCACCUUCCAACAGGAAUGGCCGGGCUCUGGUUGAUCCUCCUGAGGAGUGCAGGAAUUACCACCUGGAGCUGAGAUGUGUUCAUGCAUUACAGGUCCAGAGAGAACCUGCUCCAAGGUCCUGGGUGGGUGGGAAGGAGCAGGGCUGAGGCUGUGGGAAACCAGCAUGAGGCAAUGGAUGAAUCUGAAAUUUCAGUGUUUGGUCCCCACUGCUGGGAGUGCCCAAAACACACCUUGGCUGCAGAGAUUUUUAUUCACUACCCGUGGUUAAUUCACUGUGAUUUGUAUAUUGAUUAGGGUUUCUGAAUUUCUGCAUGAUCCUGUACUUUCCAAGAAGGUCUUCUUCCUCUCCUUUUUGGCCAUGUAUUUAUUAUGAAGAAUGCUUGUGUUAUACCCAUGUGAAAU
Molecule: messenger RNA, 3997 nt
Organism: Aquila chrysaetos chrysaetos
Lineage: Eukaryota; Metazoa; Chordata; Aves; Accipitriformes; Accipitridae
Gene: NLRP6
Product: NLR family pyrin domain containing 6
Exons: 11
Coding region: 346-3465 (1039 amino acids)
Cellular component (GO): cytoplasm
Molecular function (GO): protein binding
Source: RefSeq, a predicted model, not a curated record